AUGUUCCCGCAAUAUCAGAUUAUUAACCUCGAUGCCAAAGCUUCAUUUUACAGCUACGCAGCUCUAGUACAUCUUCGAAAGAAUCGAGAGAUUCUUCUUUCUCAUGAUGUUACUGUAAAUUUCAUCCCCGUCUUCCUCGGCGGCAUCAAUCACGGCUCGGGAAAUAAACCCCCUUGGACUCUUCCCGCCAAAGCCAAGUACAGCAAAUUCGAUAGUGCUCGUACGAUAUUAUACCAUGGACUUCCGAACCUCCAACCCUCGGAGUUUUUUCCACCUGUGACUCUUUUUCCCCAAAGAGCACUCUGUCUCAUCAAAUCCCGCUAUCCUCAAGACAUUUUUGAGAAAACAUGGCAAUGUAUAUUCGAUGCUUUAUGGGUGCCACCACAGAAAAACAUCACGAUUCCUGAGCAAUUCCGGGAGUUCUUGAAUGGGCUGGAUUCGUUUGAUGAGAAACAGGUGGAGGAGAUUAUGGAAAAAGCGACGGAGAAGGAGUGGAAGGAUACAUUGAUGGCGAAUACGAAAGAUGCGUUGGAUAAGGGUGCUUUUGGGGCACCGUGGUUGUGGGUGAGGAAUGGAGAGGGGAAGGAAGAACCGUUUUUUGGGAGUGAUAGGUUUCAUUUCAUUUGGAGAUUUUUGGGGGUGGAGUUUAGGGAUGUGGAGAUUGUUGAGAAGGGGGAGAAGGGGGAGAAGGGGGAGAAGGGGGAGAAGGCGAGAUUGUGA
Molecule: messenger RNA, 720 nt
Organism: Sclerotinia borealis F-4128
Lineage: Eukaryota; Fungi; Ascomycota; Leotiomycetes; Helotiales; Sclerotiniaceae
Source: the annotation of a GenBank genome assembly